AUGUACGGAAAAAAUAAAGGUGUUAAUGCUCCAUCUGAUAUGCAUGCGAAAGAAAAAUUGAAUUUAUACGUUUAUGAAUAUUUGUACCAUAUUGGUGCAGCAAAAGCGGCUCAGGGAUUUUGUGCGGACAUGAAAUGGGAACCGAAUAAAAUGUCACUUGGUGAAGCUCCAGGAUUUUUAUUUAGCUGGUGGUGUGUCUUUUGGGAUUUAUACAGUGCAGCGCCAGAACGUCGAGAUCAACAUCCUCAUUCAGAAGAAGCAAAAGCAUUUCAUGAUUAUGGUUUUAUUAAUUCCAAUUAUGCUCCAAAUGGUAUUCCUCCUCAACCAAAUACAAAUCCCAAUGCUCCACCACCGAUGCCAAUGAAUGUCGGUGAAGGAAUGCAUAAUCCAAAUGUACCAUUUUUUGCCCCACCGGGACAACAAAUGAUGAGUCAAUAUCCACGUUAUCCAAAUGCACCUCCACGUUCACUUGUUCGUAUGCCAUCUCAACCAGAUUAUUCAGGUGGACCAAACGGUGGAGCUUUAAUGCCACCACAAAUGGAUGCUGGUCGAAAUGGUUUACGUAUGACAUCACCAGGUACUCGAUUACCGCCAAAUCCAAUGGGUCAUACAGGUCCAGGUGGACCACCACCUCCAAAUGCAUAUCGACCUCAAGGUAUGCCACCAGCAAUGUCACCAUCAAUGAGUCAAACUGGACCACGAAUGUUUAUGACAAAUUCACCAGGAGUUGGAGGUUAUUCUUCAUCAUCACCCGUUCCUUAUGGGACUCCAUGCCCAACGGGACAUGCACCAAACACACCAAUGAUGCCAAGUCCUCAAGAUUCAAAUGGUGGAGAAAUGCCACCUUAUGCUAUGAGAAAUAUGUCUAGUGGAAUGCCUCCAGGACCCAAUCCAAUGUAUCACGAUCCACAUCUGACCCAUAUGUCAUCAAUGCCACCUGAUAUGUCUCAUCAUGGCUCAAUAAAUGGUAUUUAUUUGAAAAAUGAUUUCUGA
Rotaria sp. Silwood2 is the source of this 993-nucleotide messenger RNA. The record is from the annotation of a GenBank genome assembly. Lineage: Eukaryota; Metazoa; Rotifera; Eurotatoria; Philodinida; Philodinidae.